AUGCACGAAGAGCCUAUCGACCGAUCUCGCGACCUCUGGAUCGAGAGAAAACGCAGAUUCGAGCAGGAAGAAGCAGCUCGAAGGGACGAGCUGCUCGACGCUCGCUACAGAUCCGCACACGAAGGCUCAAGCCGUUUCAGCCCGCCUCACCAAUCAAACCACGAUCCCAGAUACGCCCAUCUGCCUCCUUCCACUGCCCACCCAGCUAACGCUCGCCACGCAUCGAGCCCUCGUUCGCAACUUCCCCUUUCUCUGCACCCCCCCGCCGUCUCCCCCGCUGACGAGGAAGCUGCUAUGCGCGAGGACGUUGCCACCACCGCACUCAAGCGCAGGCGUCUCGGAGAUGGCCUCGACCGCGACGACCGACGACGCGAUGAGCCCAUCAACGGCGCCCGUUCUCCUCCCUUCCGUAGGGCCGACGGCGCAACGCACUCGGCACCGCGUUACCUCGACGAGAGGGACGCCUACGUCGACGACCUGCGCUCUCCUUUAAACCCACCGUACGCCAACAGGCCCAACGGCCGUCUUUCGCCCUUGGACCGACCCAUGCACAGCCCCAACUCGGUCGGCGGCGGUCCCUUGCCACCAAUGCAGGACGGUGCUCAUCGACCCUCGGUGCUCUCGUCGUCCAAUUACGACGAUAGUCUGGAUCACGGCCCGGGCAUGCUCGCACGCAGGAGAGGCGAUGCUGCGCAGGCAAAGGCCAGUCGGCUUCACAUCGACACUGGUUCUGGGUCGGCUUUCGAAGCUUCUGCCCUCGGUAGAUCCUCUUCGGGCAUCGCUAAGAGUGCACCACCUCAAAAGCUGUCAUUUGGCUUUGACAACCGCGAUCACCCUUUGCCUCAGGACCAGGCGCCCCGCGAAGCAAACCUUCGACCCAACCACGCGUCCCAGCAACCAUCGCAGCCUUUGGCCCCCGCGCGCCCCGAGCAACAGCAGCGUCACGUUUCUGGUUCGCGUCAAGCAGAGUCGUCCGAUGCUCUCCGCCGCGAGGAGCGAGAUGAUGUGCCUGGUCUUCGCGAAGGCCGAUUGCCCGAAAUUCCUCACACCGCCAACCCGCUCGCACGCCAAGGGCCCUCGACGCGUUUGGCUGGCGGCGGUCACAUUCCUCAGACGGCGACGCUGCCAUCUCCUGCCUACCACACGACCCAGUUCGCGCGCGGUCACCCCGGUGGACGUCAGGCCUACAACCCUCCACCCACCGCCCGAUUGCCCGAGCACUUGCGUUCGCCGCCUUCGUCGAAACCUCACUUCCUCUCGCUCUUCUCUGACUUCUACGACUCGCUCUAUGAUAGCAGGACGCUCAAGGCGACGCUGGAGGACCAGAUCAAGCGCUCCAACACGUUGCUCCAGACACUUCAGUCGAGCCGCCGUGUGCUUGAAGAGACGGUGGAGCGACGUGUUCGGGAUGAACGCGUCUUGUGGGAAGGGCGAGUGCGCGGUCUGGAAGCGCGUGUACGCGAGUUGGAGGCCAAGACUGGGACUGAUUAUGAUGACGAGCCGCUGUCUCGCUCGUCUGAGCUGGCUGCUUUGAAGGGCAACGCCCACGCGACUAGUGCUUCGUCUUCCAGAAAGGGUUCUGCGCCGCUGUCUGCGUCUGACGCAGCAGCUGUGGUUGCCGAGAAGGCGGAGGAGAACAUUGGCAGCAAGCCUUCGUCACGCGAACGUUCGCCUUUGACUGCUCCUGCCAAGAGACUGUCGUCGUCGUCUUGCAACAACAAGGACGAGGACGAGGGCGAUCAGCUGCAGGACGACUGA
This is a messenger RNA of Sporisorium graminicola, 1758 nucleotides long. RefSeq lists its product as uncharacterized. The record is from RefSeq and is a predicted model, not a curated record. NCBI's taxonomy places the organism in Eukaryota, Fungi, Basidiomycota, Ustilaginomycetes, Ustilaginales, Ustilaginaceae. The coding region runs from base 1 to 1758 and encodes 585 amino acids. The transcript has a single exon.